Messenger RNA from Phanerochaete carnosa HHB-10118-sp, 679 nucleotides. RefSeq lists its product as uncharacterized. The transcript is spliced from 4 exons. The record is from RefSeq and is a predicted model, not a curated record. Bases 118 to 585 code for a protein of 155 amino acids. Gene Ontology annotation, molecular function: diaminohydroxyphosphoribosylaminopyrimidine deaminase activity. NCBI's taxonomy places the organism in Eukaryota, Fungi, Basidiomycota, Agaricomycetes, Polyporales, Phanerochaetaceae.
CUUAUCGCGCCUCUGCGUCAUUAUCUUAAGAGAGCAGUCUCCUACAACACGCUCUCAUGUAAUUUGCAAUCUCUAUCCUUUCAGUCGAGACCUGUCAGUUUAGCUCUCCAGUAUUCUAUGGACGCCAUCGACUCCCUCGGCCUCAACACCGCAAUCGCUGAGGCUCAGCAGAGCUAUGCCGAGGGCGGGAUACCCAUCGGUGCUGCCCUCGUGCAUCACGGCACCUCAAAAGAAGCACCGAAGCUUAUUGCGUGUGGGCACAAUGAGCGCAUCCAGAAGGCGUCCGCGACGCUGCACGGAGAGAUCUCGUGUCUCGAGAACGCGGGGAGACAAAAGGCAGAAUUCACAACUCUAAGCCCAUGCAUGAUGUGCACAGGCGCGAUACUCCUAUACCGCAUCCCACGCGUGGUCAUCGGCGAAAACACCAAUUUUUUGGGUGGUGAAGACUUGCUACGUACACACGGCGUUGAAGUGGUGGUCCUGAACAACGCAGUAUGCAAGGAACUCAUGACCAAAUUCAUUGCCGAGAAGCCUGAGGAGUGGAACGAAGAUAUUGGCGAAGAGAAUUCCCCUCCCGAUGCGUAAAUAACUGAAGAAAUGAAAUGAAAGUGAUCUCAGUGCCGAUGAUGCGCGCGCGCGAAACGUCUGAGGCUCUAGGCUUGGUUGGGCAGAUCAAUCC